UUGAACGGAUUCCAAGGAGAAAACAACGGAUUCCAAGGAGGAAACAACGGAUUCCAAGGAGGAAUCGAUGGAUUCCAAGGAGGAAACAAUGGAUUCCAAAAUGAAAACGGUGGAUUCCAAGGUGGAAACGGUGGAUUCCAAGGUGGAAACGGUGGAUUCCAAAAUGGAAACGGUGGAUUCCCAAGUGGAAACACAGGAUCACAAGGAGGAAACGGUGGAUUCCAAGGUGGAAACAGUGGAUUCCAAAAUGGAAACGGUGGAUUCCCAAGUGGAGACACAGGAUCACAAGGAGGAAACGGUGGAUUCCAAGGAGGAAACAAUGGAAACCAAGGAUUAAACAAUGGAUUCCAAGGAGGAAACGGUGGAUUCCAAAACACGAACGGUGGAUCGCAAGAUGUAAACAAUGGAUUCACAAACAUAAAUGGUGGAUUCCAAGGAGGAAACAGCGGAUUCCAAGGAGGAAACGGUGGAUUCCAAGGAGGAAACGGUGGAUUCCAAGGUGGCAACAAUGGUAACUUUGGUUCCACCGAUAGAAUUAACAUUGGGAGCAUUAACAACCAACAAGAUUUACAAAAUAUCAAUAAUGGGCAGCAAAACUCUAACGGAUUUCUCCCAACUAAUCAAAUCCAGGGACAGCAAUCGAAUGGAUUCGCAAACACAUUAGAGUUUUUUCCACGUCAACCAGGACAGUUCUAA
Molecule: messenger RNA, 696 nt
Organism: Auanema sp. JU1783
Lineage: Eukaryota; Metazoa; Nematoda; Chromadorea; Rhabditida; Rhabditidae
Source: the annotation of a GenBank genome assembly